Molecule: messenger RNA, 2719 nt
Organism: Osmerus eperlanus (European smelt)
Lineage: Eukaryota; Metazoa; Chordata; Actinopteri; Osmeriformes; Osmeridae
Product: immunoglobulin-like domain-containing receptor 1
Exons: 8
Coding region: 212-1837 (541 amino acids)
Cellular component (GO): plasma membrane
Molecular function (GO): high-density lipoprotein particle receptor activity
Source: RefSeq, a predicted model, not a curated record
GUCAAGGAUGGAUGAGCUCAGGCAUCAAGUGAAACGAUUAACAGCGCGGGUGGAGAUGGCAGCGUUCAACUUCCAGAAGAGAAAGAGAGGACAGGGAAGUUAUUGAGUGGAAUUAAAAGUAUUUGCUGAAAUCAGGACACUAGUAAAACAUUUUUUUUAUUAUUGAUUGGAAAAGAAACAUUUGUCUACAUAACCUCGCAUUGGAUCAGCUAUGCGGCUUUUGGUCACCGCGGUUCUGCUCUGCUUCCUUCCAACAGAGUUAGUGUGUAUCCAGGUAAUCGUGUCCCAGAGCGAUCGCAGCACGAUGCUGUUUGCCUCGGUGACGCUGAAGUGUGACUACUCCACCUCUGCCAGCCAGCAGGACAUCCUGGUCACAUGGAAGUUCAAGUCCUUCUGCAAGGACCCUGUCCUGGAGUACUUCUCUACUGGGUACCAGGCAGCCCUCCAGCUGAGCCAGGACCCGUCUAACGACUGCCCUGACCGGCAGAGGACGGUCCGCACUGUGGUCCAGAAGAGGGGCUCCCAGGAGACCACGCUAGGGGCGGAGUACAGACUGCGCAAGAUCUCCAUCCAGGACAAGGCAGACCUGGUGAUCAGUGAGAUCAUGUGGUGGGAUCAUGGUGUAUACGUGUGCUCCGUCAACGCCGCGGGAGACACCAGCGGAGACUCGGACCGCGAGGUCAAACUCAUCGUCUACAAUUGGCUGACGGUGCUGCUCAUCAUCCUCGGGGCCCUGGCCCUCCUCCUCCUCUUCUGUGUGUGCUGCUGCCAGUGCUGUCCUCAGAAGUGCUGCUGCUACGUCCGCUGUCCCUGCUGCCCCCAGACCUGCUGCUGCCCCGAGAAAGCGGUGAUGCAGCACAGGAUGAUGAAGGACAUGCAGAAAGCCAUGACGGGGCAGUAUGGAUACGGCCCCAACUCCUCCCAGAUGAACCCACUUCUCUACGGAGGUUCAGUCUCUGGUAAGAGCGGCUCCAUGUCCCCCAUGCCCCUGCCCCCCCCGCAAUCCAUUGCCUACAGCAUGCCGCCCCCUCCCAGCAUGCACCACCCCGGCAUGCCCCCCCCCAACAUGCACCACCCUGGCAUGCCCCCCCCAGGCAUGCACCACCCUGGCAUGCGCCAACCCAGUUUCCAUGGCAACGGCAGCCCUGCCGGCACCAAUCAGAUGCUGGACUACCUGGAGAAUCAGAUGAGGGGGAUAGACAUGACCAGCCCUCUGCUACAACCACAGAUGCCACCCCCUCAGCAUAUGCCCCAAUCAGUGCCUUUCUCCGCCGGGCCUCCCAGCAUGCUCUCUGGCCUGGGCGACGGGCCAGUGGAACGGCGCGUCCUUCAGCUCCCACCAAUCUCUGAGCAGCCUGGCAGAAGAGGCCCACCCCCCGGACCCAAGUCCCGCCCCCCCAGCUCCAGCGAGAGCAGCCGUAGCGGGUACAAUCGCCGUGACAACCAGGCAGGGGGCGGGGGCCGGCAUUACCCCUCCCCCACAAGGUCCCGGGGCCUUCCCCGGAGCUACAGCGAGGAAUCGCUGGACGGUGGGCGGAGCCAGAUGGGCGCCAACCUGGCGUCGCGCCCACGCUCCCGUUCCCGUGACGACCUGAUGGACACGCGCCGUGCGCCCUCUAGCCGGGGGGGCUACUCCCCUCCGUCACGCCGUCGGGGGUCGUGGAGCUCCGAGGAGGAGGACAGCAGCAGCAGGAGGGGUGGGCGCGGGGCCAGGGGGAGGGGCUCGGUGGAUAAGCCCCCCCACUACACAGAGUACGAGCCUGGACAGAAGCCUGGCAGGAACAACCAGCGUUACUCUGACAAGAGUUCCCGCAGUGGCACCAGCAUAGUGAUCUGACAGGCAGCUGACACACAGCGCCCCCUGGAGGACCACAGGCACACAGCCCCCCAACCAGCCCAUCCCUGCCACUGCAUCCAACCAGGCAUGAGCUCUUGCUGUUUGUGAUGUCUUCAUUCUGAAACCCUCAGCUUCACAACUCCAUCUGUGGGGUUGUGGUGAGCACAGUUAGCCCCCUCUACUGGUUAGAGGGAGGCAGUGCAGCCAUCUGAGUUUUAUCCCUUUUUUUGUUGAGAAAAACUAAAUAGUGUGUGCAGUUCAUUCAAGCUAGACUCAUGUUAAGCUCAGCAGUGGCGCUCUCCAAAUAUUUUUGUCAGAUCUCUCCAAAUCGCCAGUCCUUGUGUUGUAAAGGUUUAUAAAAUGUGUGUAAGGAGAGGGUGUUUCCAGUAUCAUGCAAUAUUGUUUUCUUAUUACAUUGCAAUUGAAUUGGUUUGAUGUUUGUUUUUUUUUACUAACGAUGCCCAAGAUAUGUUGUAGCCCAAUUGUUGACCUUAAUUCUUUAUGUUGCCACUGCUUGCUCACAUAAAGUGAAACAUCAUCAGGUAAAUUUUACUUUUUAUUUCAGUGCCAUAAGUGUGUGGUCUAUCUACUUUGUAAAUAGCUGUCAUUAUGUUUUACGUGUUCUGUGUGUAAAGAUGUUGCAUAAUUGUUAUUUUUUUACAUUUUAGUUUAUUCCCAAAUUCAUCAUUGUGGGAGUUAGAAUAAUAUAAGACAUGAAGGAAUUUGAAGUAAGAAUAUGAAGGUGUUGUUGGGUCUCUGAAAUUAAAUGGCAAAUUUAUGAAAUCAGGCAACAAGUAGGCCUCUGGCAGUGGUGGUGGUUAAUGUAACCUGUGUCCCUUUUACUGGCAUUGAAGGAUAUUUUCAAUAAAGCUAUUUUAUUUA